AAAUAUUUGAGGAUAGCUAAUAUCACUUCAAUGGACGACCUAAAAAUCCUGAGUGUUACGCUUUCGUCGGAAGUCACCUUUCAUUUUUUCGGAAAUUCACAAGAUGGAGAUAAAAUUCGAGAAGCACUUAAUCGUCUUGUUCAACGUCGGCGGCUAAACGAGAUCACCCUCGAAUCCACACAUUUCACCUUCCAACAAAAGCCGUCGCUCAGGCUCCAGACCUUACGUCUCAACCAAGUGAAUGAACAUGUGGUGCGAUUGGGUGACCAAUUCAUGUUAACAUGUGUUGCUCAAGGAAGCUAUAAUAUCAACUUUACGUGGUACAAGGACAAUAUGUUAAUCAACAUGAGUAAAGCUACUAGGGAAAUUUGGUAUAGACAUUUACCAAAUGACGGAUCAGAUAUGCACACUUCUCUAUUAACAAUAGAAAAGGCGACACUUCUUGAUGCAGGACAAUAUACUUGCCAGGUUGUAGAUUGGGAAAUGCAACAAUGUAAAAGUAUUUAUAUUGAUGUGAAAGGUGAAUCUGAUGUCAAAGUGGUACCCAUGAGUGCAACAUUGGAAAAGGGAGGGAACAUUGAACUGAUGUGCAUUACGCCUAACAUGAGGAGCAUGGAUAUCGGAUUUGGUUGGACAAAAAACCGUGCUCUUCUCAAACUCGAACUAGGAAGUGAAGUUUGGGAAGAUCUGUACCCAGCUGGUAGCAUCCUUAAAAUUACAAAUGCUCAGAAAUCUGCUAUAUAUACCUGUAAUAUGGCGCUUAGAUCAAUGUCAGUUCGAGUGGAGGUUGUAAACCGAACUUUGAUUCCACUCUGUCCAAAGGACAAAUCGUGGGGGUUGGAGUGGCCGGAAACUGGGCCUGGUACAGAAGCACUUUUGGAAUGUCCUCGUCAUUUUAUCGGCCGACAUGCUUCCAGACCUUGCUCAAUGAAAGAUGCCACGUCAGCAAAGUGGGAGAGUCCUGACUUUUCAGAUUGUUUAUAUGAACCAUUAAUAUUUCCUUAUGACAAGUUCCGCAGUCUCACUCUUGGUUAUCAGAACACAAGUGGUUCAGAGACUGCAAUUGAAUUAUGGGAACUUUUGCGAAACCGAACGUCUUCUUUCUAUCCUGGAGAAGGCGAUCGCAUUUUAAAUAUUCUUGCCGAGAUAGAAUUGUAUCAGUAUAACAUUGACGAAACGAGGGACUUAGGAAACUCAGCCGAAGAGUCGAUUAGAAUAUUAAAUCGAAUUUUAGAAGAAGAUCGAGCGAUAUACAAUCAACAGAAAUCACAUCUUUUGAAGCAACUGGCGCAAAGAUCAUUAUCUCAUUGGACUCAACAGUCCGUAGAUGCACAUAAACACUUGAGUAUGUCCUCUCUGAUUUUGGACAUGCAAACCUUGCAAGUGCGAAAUAAUUAUGGAAUAAUGCAAGUUCCUUCUGACAAUUAUGUAUAUCCACACUGGUACCAUGACAAAAUUACGAUUCGCUCGCAACGAAAACAGUCAGUAUCCAAUUCCAAUUUUUCAAUCACUGGCAGCGUUAUCGUUUUUAGAAACUUGGCCCGUCUCAUGCCUACAAUAUAUAAAAAAGAACUCGAAGAUGGCAGCGAAUUGAAGUAUAGAAUCGAUUCUCGAGUUGUCCUGGUAGCAGCGUCUAACCAUUUCCCUAAAGAAAAAGAUGAUAUUUGGGUGGAUUUACGAAUACGCCACUCAAAUAAUCAGUCAGCAGUUUGGAAUAUUUCCUGUGGUGUUUUAGAUAAUUUAGGGUCAUGGGAUUUAAACGCCUGCACUGCUACCCCCUUUCUCCAGGAAAGGACGGUACAGUGCAUUUGUCCAAGUACAGGGACAUUUGCAGCAUUUCUUACAUCUCGGACUGUUAAAGUUGUUCUAACGAAAAGCGAACGAACGCCCUUCAUUGUUAUAUUUGGUUGUGGUAGUUGUCUACUUCAAUGUUUAUUAUCGUCGUUAAUCAUAGGUCUGUUUUGGUGGAAUAAUCGAACGUGGAUAAACUUUCUUAAGUUGCAAUGCUGUGGUGCAAUUAUUGCAGCAAUGGGAAUGUUUAUUUAUGCAGCGUACAAUAACCUUCCCGAGAGUUCUUGGACUAUCGUGGCAGUAAGCUUGGAAACAUUUCUGCUUGUUGCUAUGACAGCACCAAUAUCUCAGGUACUAAUUAUAUACGCGGAGCUUACAAAUAUCCGUCCUGGCCACCACCUGCAGCCGACAGUAAUUGCCGUAAUUACUGGUGUUCCAAUUUUGUCAGUUUUGGCAACCGAAUUAAUCCACAAAAGCGCAGGUUGGCGCCACGAAUCAUGGUGGUUAAUUUUCGGCAGUGGAGUAUAUAAUAUAUUCAUAACUUGUACAGCCAUGAUGCUUUUAAUUUUCGGUUUGUUAUAUGGAGGGGUACUUCUCAGAAGUCGAGCCCUCGUUAAAGGAAGAUUUGUAAAAAAAAAAUCCAUUGAAGCCAGACUCCAUAUGGUUCAUCGAACGACGGUUAUAAUCUGUGGUAUUAUUGCCAUGGAGGCAUCUUCGGUGUUUUAUAUAAAUUCAACAUCGAUAAUCGUUCAUUACGUAUUCGCUCUAUCUUCAGCUUUACUAGGGUUCAUUAUCUUUAUGAUGUAUGUCAUAACCAGCGAGCUCAAGUGCUUGGUCUCCAGGUGCAAGUUGAGGCAUAAAGGAGGCAUAGAAGAAGAAUGCAUCUCAGAUCAAAUUAACGUGUGUUCGAAAAUAAGACCCGACGUUGAAAACGACAUGGCUCCAACCCAUAUCCUGACGAAAGCGUACAUGGAGUCUCGAGGAAUAGCAGCUGGAAGUAUCGACAUGCGAGAGUACAUGAAUGAAGAAAUCAUCUCGUAUCCAAAGUCUGCCGUCCCUGUAAAAAGCAGAUUUUUACCUGAAGUUCGGGUUGAUCACUCAGACAAUAUAAACCUAGAAACCUACAGUACAAGUCCUCGAAAAUAUCAGGAAACGAAAUUCGACUCAUCUAUUUCGAGUCGAAAUUCCAUAACUCCUUAUAUUCCCGAGACUUAUUCAGUCAUUGAGAGUAAAAACUUCAGGGACUUUGGAAAAUUCGGAGUUCCUCAUGAGCUGACUUCCCAAGUUAGUUUGCCUCCUAGAUGUGUAACUCCUGACUGCACUACAGUGUUGUGUAAUGUCGAUGUCGAAUCCUGUACAGGGAUGAACUCUAUGCCAGACGUGACUUUGGCUGUAAAUAGUGAAGUUGAACUGUUAAACAGCGUUAAUAGUACAGAUAUUGUAAAUAAUAAAAAAGAACAUGUUAGCGUUAUUCCUGAUAUAGCGAACACCAUGGAGCGUAAGCAGCCAGAUGGCGAGGAAAAAAUUGGAAAGCUUAAACUGGCAAAUUCUGAUGGUACCACUACUGGAAUGCUAGACCGCAUAUCGCAUGAUCUAGAUUACCUGCUCAAUCGUAAACAAGAAGAGACGUAGUCUGUCGGAUGAUUCGAUUCAUUCGAUCUUCCAUUUUCUUAUUGCAAAAUAUUUUUAUCAGUAAUAUAUCUAUUCUUAUGUAAACACGUUUACUCAUCCAUGUCAUUCCAAAUUUUUUAAUGCCUUCAUGCUAUCAAGAGUACUCCUCUAUUCACCUCUUCAUCCACAUAUAUUAUAUUAAUAUCAUCUAAUGAUCUCCUUCUAUGAAGUCGUAAAAUCCGAAUUUUAUACGCUUGAAGCUGUAAACAAUCUUUUCCUACAAUUAGAAUAAGAAAAAUUAAGAUAUAGAAUGACUUAAGACUGUUUAAAACAAUUUUUAUCUCUUAUUUUGAAUGGUGAAUGUGAAAAAUUUCUUAGAUAUGAUAAAUGCCUACGAAUAGUGUCAUCAAACAAAUUUGUUGUUGCCUGCCAAAUAAUUUAAGUGGGAAAUUAUAAUCUAAUUUUGUUGAUAAAUAAUGUGUAAUAAUUAAUUAAAAAGUGACAAAACAUCGACAGAGAAUUUCGAUUUUUUAACUAAAACUUGUCCACAUAGCCCAAAAACAUGUAAUGUGACGUCAUAUGGUUUUAAAGCCGAAGAAAAUAUGUGUUAGUUUGAUAAAAAGAAUAAUAGUAAUUAAUUAUCAACUUCUUUAGGCUAAAUAGAUUUAUUUGAUAGAAUAUCAGUGCGUCUGAAUACGUUAAAACUAGUUCGGAUAAAUUUACGGCAAGUAAACACAAUAAUGGUCAGUUUUUUCGUAAAGUGCACUUUCCACAUUGCUUUUAUUUUUCAUACAAAACAUAAAAUAAAUAUUUCAGUAGACGUUGUAUAUUCUAAUUUAAAAUUGAGAUCUUAUUUCUGAUUAAUUUCUUAAUGUACAUGACCAUAAAUUGAAAAAAAUCUCAUUUUAAUCCUUUUUACCCAAAAUCGCAAGUUGGGUUUCUAACUUCAACCAUAUAUGAACUUUUCCUGACUUCUUACAUAAUGCAACAAGUAUUAAAAUCGGGAAUUUGCACGUUUUGCAGUGACUGUUUUUCUAACUCACUAUAAUGCAGAAAACCUAAAUUUGACCUAUGUUUGGAAUUUUCACAUAAAUAAAUGUCAUUCACAGUAACAGUGAUACCGUGAUAUCCUAUUUCAUUUCAUUUAUCCUGGCGGACCGAAGGAACCGAAAGGAGCC
Messenger RNA from Belonocnema kinseyi, 4580 nucleotides. RefSeq names its product cadherin EGF LAG seven-pass G-type receptor 2-like. The coding region runs from base 31 to 3423 and encodes 1130 amino acids. The record is from RefSeq and is a predicted model, not a curated record. Gene Ontology annotation, molecular function: G protein-coupled receptor activity. Gene Ontology annotation, cellular component: membrane. NCBI's taxonomy places the organism in Eukaryota, Metazoa, Arthropoda, Insecta, Hymenoptera, Cynipidae. The transcript is spliced from 16 exons.